This is a messenger RNA of Orbicella faveolata, 1025 nucleotides long. RefSeq lists its product as uncharacterized. Gene Ontology annotation, biological process: spermatogenesis. Gene Ontology annotation, cellular component: sperm head-tail coupling apparatus. The record is from RefSeq and is a predicted model, not a curated record. Lineage: Eukaryota; Metazoa; Cnidaria; Anthozoa; Scleractinia; Merulinidae.
UCUAUGGGAUUUUUUUCCCACCAACCUCGUCAGAUUGUAAACAGUGACUUACUAAAUAUUCGAUCUCUCACCGUAAAAUUUAAAAUGUUCGAACACGAAAAUCGAAAUUGUUUCACGCCAGCUGAUAAGCAGUGUUCGAUCGGAAGAUAAAAAAAUCUAAAUUUUUCAGAACUGAUAGCUAAUUAAGAUAUGUAGUGCUGUUGAAGAGCUUUUUUUAAAGAAUCAAAUCGCGCUUAGACCGUUAGCCAUAUUUCAGAAGCCACAUGAAAUGCAAGAGGCCAGCGGUCAGAAAUAUUAGACCCGCGAGGCUGGCACCGGGCGAAAACGGGCCAGCAGAACGCGGGGAUAUAUUUCUACGCUCCCUGGACGACGUCUACCAUCGUAAAAGUUCUUUAAAAUUUCAAGAAACGGAAUCAAUUUUGUCGUUGGUGGUAAAACAGUUGAACGUGUUGAAAACUACAGUUUUGUUUACAUUGGACGGCGUUUUAGUCACCGAGGCAUGUUAUAGCCGUGGUGCAUUGACAUAAAUGAAGCUUAUCAGAUACACUUUAAAAUUUUAGAGUUAUGGAUUCGGACCAUCAGCUCCAAUCCUUGCAGUCCUUUGUGAAUGAACUGAGUGAUCAAAAUGAGAUCCUGGUUCAAACUGUUGAGGAGCUGGAGCGAGAAGCUAACGACAGAGUUGCCCUUGUGGAAAGCAAACUUCAAAAAACGACGCUGACUCUCAAGGACUACUCAGCAAGGGCAACUGAUCUGGAUCUUCAAGUUGAAAAGCUGAGCAAAGAAAAGAAAGAUUAUGUGGAAGAGAUUAAGGCUUUGAAAGAAGAGCUUAACAUAACAACCCAACAACUGGCACAAUUUGAGGCUCGUCAAGGAGACUUAGACUAUGACAUUGACAACUUGGUUAACUUGAUUGGCACUGCUAGAGCAACAGGAAAAUGGGAGGUGAGAAUUGGGUUUUGUCUGAUUCAAUUUUAUUAGGUGUGCUUUCCCUGCAUGAGUUUGAAAUCCAAGCUUUGAUCACCUUG